This is a messenger RNA of Panicum hallii, 1018 nucleotides long. Its product is annotated as sphinganine C4-monooxygenase 2-like. The coding region runs from base 123 to 938 and encodes 271 amino acids. Gene Ontology annotation, biological process: lipid biosynthetic process. The record is from RefSeq and is a predicted model, not a curated record. NCBI's taxonomy places the organism in Eukaryota, Viridiplantae, Streptophyta, Magnoliopsida, Poales, Poaceae. Gene Ontology annotation, molecular function: iron ion binding; oxidoreductase activity. The transcript has 2 exons.
UACCUUGAAGAGCUGUAAUCUAGCUAGCUAGCUGCAGGUAAGGUUCAUCAGACAGCAAGUGCUUUCUAGUUUCUAUCCCUCGCAAAAAAAUAGAAGUGCUUUCGCAACCGGAACACGAUCGCAUGGAGUUCUUCUCCGACGAGGCGUUAGCCAUCGUCGUGCCCAUCUUGGUGUACUGGGUGUACUCAGGUAUGUAUAUGGCACUUGGCCAGUCCAUGGAUAAGUACAGGCUGCAUCCCAGGAGGGAGGAGGACAGCAAGAACCUGGUGUCCAAACGCGAAGUCGUCAUGGGCGUGCUCCUGCAGCAGCUGGUUCAGGCUGCCGUCGCUGCCGUCGUCUUCGCCCUAACGGGAGAUAGCAGUAGCUCGUCGACGACGGCGCAAGACAUGAGAGGCGGCUCGCCGUCGUCGUUCCUGAAGCUGGCACGGCAGUUCGCGGUGGCCAUGGCCGUGCUGGACGGGUGGCAGUACGCAUGGCACCGGUACAUGCACCUGAACCGGUUCCUGUACCGGCACGUCCACUCGUGGCACCACCGCCUCGUCGUGCCCUACGCGUUCGGCGCGCAGUACAACCACCCCGCCGAGGGCCUCCUCCUCGACACGCUCGGCGGCGCGCUCGCCUUCCUCGCCUCCGGCAUGUCGCCGCGCGCCUCCAUCUUCUUUUUCUCGCUCUGCACGGUGAAGGGCGUGGACGACCACUGCGGCCUGUGGCUGCCGGGGAACGUGUUCCACCUCUGCUUCUGGAACAACACGGCGUACCACGACGUGCACCACCAGCUGCGUGGCAGCAGGUUCAACUUCUCGCUGCCGUUCUUCGUGACGUGGGACAAGGUCUUCGGGACGCACAUGCCUUACGUCCUGGAGGAGAGGCCAGCUGGUGGGCUGCAAGCACGUCCCCUCAUGGCGAGAGCCGCCAGAAGCAAUGGCCAUGAAAACUAGCUAGCGAGGAUACACGCAUGCAUAUGCACACGUAAAUCAGAUAAUAUAUAUAGCCAUAAAUAAAUAAACGUAUAUAUGCA